AUAUUCCGCACACAUCGUAUUAGAUAACACCCGCUGGCCAGCAUAGUCUAGAAUUCAGGCCCCCAAUCACAUCACCUGUUAAUUAGGGAGUUGUUUUUUUUUUUAAUAUUUCACAAAAAAUGGCUCUACGUUUAGCUGCCCGUUCUUUGGCCAAAUUGGCCCGCGGUCAACACCAAACGGCUGUGCUCAGCAGAAGCUUGACCCACUAUCCCGUCAACGAUCAAAUCUUUGGUUUGGAUGAGGAAAAGCAAAAGCUGCGUGAAACUGCUUUCAAUUUCUUCCAAAAAGAAUUGGCUCCCUUUGCCAAGGACAUUGAUAAGAACGAUGAUUUCCCAGAUAUUCGUAACUUCUGGAAGAAAAUGGGUGAUUUGGGUUUCUUGGGUAUAACUGCCGAGCCUGAAUACGGUGGUACCGGUGGCAGUUAUUUGGAUCAUUGUAUUAUUAUGGAGGAAAUUUCACGUGCUGCUGGUGGUAUUGCCUUAUCUUAUGGUGCCCAUUCGAAUUUGUGCAUCAAUCAGUUGACCAAAAAUGCCACACCCGAACAAAAGGAGUUGUAUCUGCCCAAAUUGUGCAGUGGUGAACACAUUGGUGGUUUGGCCAUGUCUGAGCCUGGGGCCGGUUCGGAUGUUGUCUCCAUGAAAUUGCGGGCCGAACGUAAGGGUGACUACUAUGUUUUGAAUGGUACCAAAUUCUGGAUUACCAACGGCUCCAUUGCUAAUACCUUGAUUGUCUACGCCAAGACCGGUACCAGUGCUGCUGAUAAACAUGGCAUCACAGCUUUCAUUAUUGAUACUGCCGCGGAGGGUUUCAGCAUUGCCCAAAAGUUGGAUAAAUUGGGUAUGCGUGGCAGCCCCACCUGUGAAUUGGUCUUUGAUAAUCUCAAGGUGCCGGCCAAGAAUAUUUUGGGUCAAUUGAACAAGGGUGUGUAUGUUUUAAUGUCUGGCUUGGACUUUGAACGUUUGGUGCUGGCUGCCGGCCCUGUGGGUCUGAUGCAAGCCGCCGUCGAUGUUGCCUUCGAUUAUGCCCAUCAACGUAAACAAAAGGGUCAAUUGAUUGCCGAAUUCCAAUUGAUGCAGGGUAAAAUGGCUGAUAUGUACACCACUUUGAGUGCCUGCCGUUCGUAUUUGUACAGUGUGGCUCGUGCCUGUGAUGCGGGUCAUAAUAGCUCCAAGGAUUGUGCUGGCGUGAUACUUUACUGUGCCGAAAAGGCCACACAAGUUGCCUUGGAAGCAAUUCAAACAUUGGGCGGUAAUGGUUAUAUCAAUGAAUAUCCCACAGGACGCAUUAUGCGUGAUGCCAAGUUAUAUGAAAUUGGUGCUGGCACCUCGGAAAUUCGUCGUUGGCUCAUUGGUCGCCAAUUGAAUUUGGAAUAUAAGUAAAUUAAUGGAGGCCAGUUGGUUGUGAGGGAAGUUGUUGGAACCAGAUUGCAUUUAUUUUUGUAAACAUAUCAUGAUAACCUUUUGUCCUUAAGUUUUAAUGUUUGUGUUUUUUUUUAAUUAUCUUCAAGACUAAAUGUUGCAUUUAUAUUUCAAACGUAUUUUUUAUAUACAAAUUUAAAGCUGGUGAUUUUUUUAUGUGUAAAACACUAUAAAUUGUUAAAUGUUGUGGCAAUUAAUGAAAAUAAAUAUUUUUACAGAAAAAAAAAA
Molecule: messenger RNA, 1646 nt
Organism: Musca domestica (house fly)
Lineage: Eukaryota; Metazoa; Arthropoda; Insecta; Diptera; Muscidae
Product: isovaleryl-CoA dehydrogenase, mitochondrial
Exons: 3
Coding region: 120-1379 (419 amino acids)
Biological process (GO): L-leucine catabolic process
Cellular component (GO): mitochondrion
Molecular function (GO): flavin adenine dinucleotide binding; 3-methylbutanoyl-CoA dehydrogenase activity
Source: RefSeq, a predicted model, not a curated record